This is a messenger RNA of Betta splendens (Siamese fighting fish), 4947 nucleotides long. It is a transcript of the gene rnf220a, whose product is annotated as ring finger protein 220a. Gene Ontology annotation, molecular function: ubiquitin protein ligase activity; metal ion binding. NCBI's taxonomy places the organism in Eukaryota, Metazoa, Chordata, Actinopteri, Anabantiformes, Osphronemidae. The transcript has 16 exons. The record is from RefSeq and is a predicted model, not a curated record. The coding region runs from base 859 to 2883 and encodes 674 amino acids. Gene Ontology annotation, biological process: protein ubiquitination.
UUGCCCGCUCCCAUCACUGCGAUCCUGCGCUGCCGUUACCGGCUCCGCUCCCUCGCGCGCUCACUCGUCAUCCCUCUCGGUGUUUCAGCCGAGGGGCUGCGCGCGCUAUUUGCGCUAUUGAUACCCACUUUACACUGUGUGCGUGGAAAGUCAGCAUCUCCUCCUCGCUCGCUCUGUCCUCCUCUCUGGCUGCGCAACCUCACAGGGAGGUGUUAACUACUUUUGCUUCCCCAAAGCGCCUCCCGUUACGCGGACGGGCCACUCUUACUGACAUCCCACUCUGCACAAAGUUUUGGUUUGUUGUGAGGAUAAAAAAGACGCCGGAAGCCAAGCAGUCGUCUUUAGAAGAAGCGGACUCGCCGGACCGAGGGAGUUUCUCCUUUGAUGUUGGAUGCUAGUCUACACAGCUUUGAAGCUCAUCUAGAUCAAGUCCGAGCUGCUACUUGAUACUAUUUUGGUGACCAUAUGAAGACGAAGAACCAGCUUUGAUGAACCUCGGAUGUCUUAGCACCCUUGGGCUUCCACAAUAUUUCCAGCAAACUCUCCAAGAAGGAGGCUUUUACUGCAUUUUGCUCUGAACUGAACAAAGUCAAGCACGUGGCAUGAAAUGAUUUGAACUGAGCUCAAGAUCCACUUAAGAGAGAUAAAUGGAACCUAGGCAUUGACUAAAACUCCUUAACGAUACCUUUUCUACAAAGGGCUCUUUCUGAGCCCCAUACAUUAAAAAGCCUCAACUUGCUUAGUACUUACUUCUCCAACCAAAUUCUUUGACUUCCUCAGACCUCCUCUUUCCCAAGGAGGAACCUUGUCCUCCUCUUCUUCUGAAACAUUAGAUUAAGCACUCUCUUCCAUCCAAACAUGGACCUCCACAGGGCAGCCUUUAAGAUGGAGAGUUCCUCCUACUUGCCCAAUCCCUUGGCCUCGCCAGCCCUCAUGGUCCUGGCGUCCACUGCUGAGGCUUCUCGUGAUGCAUCCAUUCCCUGUCAGCAGCCACGUCCUUUCGGGGUCCCAGUUUCUGUUGAGAAAGACGUCCAUUUGCCGUUCAAUAACGGCUCCUACACCUUUGCAUCCAUGUACCACCGUCAAGGCGCGGUGCCACCAGGAUUCCCAAACAGAGACUUUCCUCCGUCCCUGCUCCACCUCCAUCACCAGUUUGCCCCACCUAACCUGGACUGCUCACCCAUCAGCAUGCUGAACCACAGUGGCGUCGGCGCCUUCAGGCCCUUUGCAUCACCUCCAGAAGAUCGCGACGGAGCCCCGGGUGGCUACCAGUCCGCCUUUACCCCGGCCAAGCGCCUGAAAGGCUGUUUGGACGCAGAGGCUUCGCCCCACCUUCGCUACUCUGAUGCUGAGGGAAAAGAGUAUGAUUUUGGUGGGGCUCAGAUCCCACCUGGAGGCUCGCCCAGCAGCGCACUGAAGGCAGUGGAAGACAGCGGGAAAAAGAUCUUCGCCGUGUCAGGUCUCCUGUCUGACCGAGAAACGUCCUCCAGCCCAGAGGAUCGCAUUGAACGCUGUAAAAAGAAGAUGUCCUUGUAUGACAGCCAGGCUCCAGUCUGUCCCAUCUGCCAGGUACUGCUCCGGCCCGGAGAGCUGCAAGAACACAUGGAGACAGAGAUUGAGAGGCUAGCUACCAUCUGCCUCAAUAAGAUCCCUUCAUCGAAAGACGGAGCAGCCACUCCAGGAACUCCCAAGUCCAUGCUGUUGUCAGUGCACAUCAAGCGUGAGGGAGAGUCUCCAGUGGUCUCACCUCUGUCCUCUGAAGACGCGCACCACUCCGACAGAUAUCAGACAUUUUUACGAGUUCGGGCAAACAGGCAAACAAGAUUGAAUGCCCGUAUAGGGAAGAUGAAGAGGAGGAAGCCAGAGGAUGGGGGGCAGGUAUGUCCACUGUGCAACGCCCCAUUGGCUGGGAGCGAGGAGGAGAUGAAUAGACAUGUGGAGCUAUGCCUUAUCCAGCACGAGGGUGCAUUGGGUGAAGAUGACUCUGCAGACAUGGAUGGAGAGAAUGGGCGGGGAUUUGACGAGUACGAGUGGGCGGGACAGAAAAGGAUCAGAGCCACAGCUUUGCUGGAAGGAGGCUUCAGAGCAACAGGUUUUGCCACGUGUAGUAUCAAGGACAGCAUGGCAGACAGCGAUGCAGACCUUGAUGUGGAUGGCGAUGACACCUUAGAGUAUGGAAAAGCCCAGUACACAGAAGCAGAUAUUAUUCCCUGCUCUGGAGCUGGAGAAGACCAAGGAGAGGCAAGAGAAAGGGAGGCGCUGCGGGGAGCUGUGCUAAAUGGUGGAAUGCCUUCUAACAGAAUAACUCCGGAGUUCUCAAAAUGGGCCAGUGAUGAAAUGCCUUCAACAAGUAAUGGAGAGAGCAGCAAGACAGACCAAAACACACCUUCAUCCUCCUCCUCGUCCUCCUGUGCUCCACGCACCUGUAAAAACAGCGAGAUAGAAAAGGUAACAGAGGAGGAGUCUGCAGCUACCACCAUGGAAGCUCUGAAGGCUCGAAUUAGGGAGCUGGAGAAGCAGAUACUGAGAGGAGACCGAUACAAGUGUCUCAUCUGUAUGAGGAAGCCUGCUCUCCAGCCAGGUACGGAGAUCAAGAGCCUAGGGCCACUGGCCAAUGAGGUCAGGGAGAGGCAGGCUAAGUCCCUUCCCCUUGGCCUGUACUGCCUGUACAGGGGCCUUGUGAUUGGUGGCUACGGCAGCGACAUAAAGAGGCUCCUCCCACAGCCCCUACGGAGGGACUCUUACACAAUGCCGCUCACCUCCAUCCAGUGCUGGCACGUCCACUGUGAAGAAUGCUGGCUCAGGACUUUGGGGAACAAGAAGCUGUGCCCACAGUGCAAUACCAUCACCUCACCAGGAGACCUGAGGCGCGUCUACUUAUAAAGAGCACAUCCCUCACCUCUCCGUCCAUUGCUCCUUCCAUCUUGGAUUUCAUCAUCCUUCCAUUCGAUCGUCAUUUUUUAAUUUUCUCUUUCUGUCGUGGCCUGGAUCACUGAAGCCUCUUAAGAGUAUACAGAGACUAAACCAGCUGUCUGGGAGACUCUGCUUACUCUUAAAUAGGAUGAGACUGACUUGACUGAUGAAUCAACACUCACAGACCCUCAGGCGUACUGCCUGGCCACACAGGAUAAAUAUUAAAAAAAAACUUUGAAACACAGACUUGCAGUCCCUCUACUCAGCAGGAUUGGUUGCUGCACCUCAUAGACUCGUGCUACAUGCAAUGUGUGAUAUUGCGCACAUCUAUGCCCUGUUGAGACCUUGUGUCCAUACACUGUUGGGGGCUUGACCUGAUUGAACUUCUUAAUAAAGAAUAUAAAGACUUGUUUUGCCCGUCUAGCUCUUUGGUGUUUUGGUGGUGGCGAUCAGUUGCCUAUAUCCCGAACACACUGAGAGAAUCCUAUCUUCACGCACUGUUGCUUAAGAGAAUUUUGAAAUAGGCCACUAAAACUGAGCUUUCAACCAAACUGAAAAUAACCUCAAAACCUUGAAAAAGGAGUUUGACACUCCUCUAGUGCUCUGCCUCCACCUCUUCUCUUUCCUACAAACCCUCCCCUUUUCCCUCUUUUGUGGUGUUUUAGUGAAGUAAACCAAAUUUUUUCUUCCCUCUUAGAUGCAGUGCAAGCACAUGUAUUAUAGGUCUAUGUAUGUUUACAGUGUUGGGUGUAAAUGACAUAGUUUGUGCACGCACAUAAACAUGGAUGCAAACACAUUUGCCAUUAUCAGACAAAGAUACAGACACAUACACAUACCCAUCAAGGGAAUAUAAUAUCAAAAUUCUGUUUUAAGUUGGGAGGUGUGAUGUAAUGAUGUUUGGGGCAAAAAUGGCUGCAAGGGAAAAAAAGCCGUAUUGUAUUUUUAAAAAAUAUGAAUAUUUCAAGAGCUGUUGGAUUUUAUUUCACUGUACAGGAACAAAAAAAUCUAAAAAAAUGCUCGAGAUUAUAGAUGGUCAAGAUUUAGGUGGUGUAAUUCUUCUGAAAGUUACUGGUUAGAAUUCUGUUGCCCAAAUUUUUUUCCAACAAGCAGAACAAUUAAACCUGUUCCAACUGGGCCUUGUCUUUUAAAGUCAAAUUUCAACUUAAUUUUGGUUGAAGCAUCAACAUUCUCAAAUCAUAGUUUAGAGGUUCCUUUUUUAUGGUUAGAAGAAAGCUUUCUUUUGUUGCUCUAAUGCUCUUAUGUUGGAAAUAAGUUCCAAAAUGACACUCUCAUCCCACAAACAGCAGUUUUUUUUCCCAAGCUAUCACAGAUGUGCAGGGUUUCUGGAAAAGGAUGUGCAAGACUGAACUGGCAACGUCAAUACUUCCCCUUUUACCUUUACAUCAGCAGCAGCCAAGGUGGUGGUGUGCUUUGUGUUUGUAAAACUAUGUAUUUUGUGAUGUCUGUAUUGUUGUAAAAAAAUGCUGAAAAAAAAUUUAAUAAAACAUCUCAAAUCCUGUGAGUGGUUCUGGUCUCACACUGGGAGGUGGAGAAAAAAUGUUCCUGUGCUCACUGAAGGAGAUGGCCUUAAAGCAAAAGACACACAGGUGCAUAUUUUCAAGAAGACUUUGUGUGAAAUUUCAGCCUCACAAGUGUUUGCCCUUUCUGGGGGAUGAUUAUUUGGUCAACUCCAUCCUUUGUGAAACCAUGUUAAAACAACAAUUUGUUGAGACAAAGAAAUAGAUUCUUGGGCACAGAAAGCAAGACUUAAAAAACAUAGCCUUUCUUUGUUUUCAGUCUUUGUGUAGUUAAACGUCCUCAUUCGCCAAAACUGAGGAAGUAAGGAUCCAAUGCUGCGCAGUUCUCAUUGUGAUUCCUCCAAUGUUCUGUUGAUUUGAGCUUGCCCUAAAGAUGGUUUACUGCACAAAAGAAUUGUGUCAGAAUCAAUUUGUGUCUUGUAUAUUCUUGAGAAUGGUACAUGUCUUUCCUGUUUGUAAACUACACUUCAUAUUAAUUAAAUGAUUGUAAAUCUCA